Messenger RNA from Grus americana (Whooping crane), 592 nucleotides. Its product is annotated as peptide YY-like. The transcript is spliced from 4 exons. Gene Ontology annotation, biological process: feeding behavior; neuropeptide signaling pathway. Gene Ontology annotation, molecular function: neuropeptide Y receptor binding; neuropeptide hormone activity. The record is from RefSeq and is a predicted model, not a curated record. Gene Ontology annotation, cellular component: extracellular region. NCBI's taxonomy places the organism in Eukaryota, Metazoa, Chordata, Aves, Gruiformes, Gruidae. Bases 50 to 334 code for a protein of 94 amino acids.
CUGUCACCCCGCUGCCAGGCCCUGCCCGUCACCUCCCGCCGCCUCCACCAUGGUGACGUCCCCGAGGCCGUGGCGCGCGCUGGCGGCCGUGGCCCUCUGCGUCCUGCUGUGCCUGGGCACGCUGGCGGCCGCCUACCCCCCCAAACCCGAGAGCCCGGGGGACGACGCCUCCCCCGAGGAGAUGGCCAAGUACUUCUCGGCCCUUCGCCACUACAUCAACCUGGUGACGCGGCAGAGGUACGGCAAACGCGCCAGCCCCGAGGCCGCGGUGUCGGAGCUGCUCCUCGGGGCCAGCAGCGACAGGUCACGGUACGACGAUGACUCUGCGUGGUGACCGGCUCCCCCAGCCCCCCCCGUCCCCCAAAUCCUCCCCAUCUCUCCGUGUCUCCCUAAAGGAUCCGGGGUUCCACCGCAGGGGGGGUCCCAGCACCUGGGGCCAGCGUGAACCCCCCCGCCAAGAGGGCCAGGGACCCCCGGAGCCCGGUCUGGGGGUGUCCCACCGGGGGGGACCCCGACCCCCUCCCCUCCCCACCGCUGUUGGGGGGUCCCGCGCGGUCCCUGCACGCCCCCACCAGCGGCAAUAAAGAGCACG